CACUAGACAGCACUUUAAUCCUGAGUUACGAAUGCCCAUCUGCAAGGAACGCUAUCUGUUGGGUUUUGAGAUGUCUGAGGUUCAGGUGUUAGACAGAUCCGUACUUGUAUUGAUUGAUCACUGCAACGAGAUGAAGCGGCAAGAAAGUAUCUCCCGGAUUGUCACUUGCUUUGUAUUUGUGGUUUUCAGCGGAAUUUUUUUCUUGUUCCUUCAAACGCACAGCUCUCUGGACUGCAAGCACAACAAAAACGAUUUGGAACACAGUACAAGUGCCCAUUACCAGCCAGAAAUUGAAUCCCGUCCAAAUGCGCACCUGACAGCUCUAAAUUGUUCCAUGCAAAACACUGAGUAUCUUGAAUGGGAAACAAGAAAAGGAGAUGCUCACCUCCACAUGUUUAAUUAUAGUAACAAGGCCCUCAUAGCUCCUCAGGAUGGCAAUUACUCCAUCUACCUGCAGAUCACAUACAGAAUGUACGAGGACUACCACUGUAACCCCAGAAACCUGCUUCAACUUAAACAAGAGGUGUUUCACCGAUCUGACCGCUACCCUGAUCAAACGGUCCUCAUGAUGGCAUUGGACUCCAUAAACUGCAGCGAGAAAACCUGGAGGAAAUCACUCUAUAUGUCUCGUGUGUUCUCCUUGGAGAAGGGUGAUCAGCUGAAGGUGAAAGUGGGACACCUGAAACUAAUUGACUGCAAUGAGAAGAAAGUGUUUUUUGGUGCUUUUCUGAUUUAGGGAGGGUCAUUUAUUGUUAAUUAAAUUUUUGGAAAUAUUGUUUUAUUUGUGUCGACAAUAUUAUAAGAAUAUAUUCCUUUUGAGGACAUUUUUAUACUUGUUUCUGUAUUGAAUUGGCCGGGCAACUGAUUGCAUGCUGAAAACGUAAUUUAGUUUAAAAAGUUACUGACAUGCUCACCAAAAUCAUAUUCAUUGAUAAUUCUUUUUGCAGUGUGUGCUGUCUGAGUCACAUUUAAAUUAUUUUUUCCUGUGUUUAAUGCUAAAUAAAGCCAAAAAACAAACUGCAUCACAAUUUACAAUAUAUAUUGCUUGUACACUUGCCCAAUAUUGGCCAUCUCCACUGACCAACUGACUCACACCUCACUAUUAGUCUGUUGUUUUGCUUGUAAAUAUAUAACCUUUGUAUUUUGUAAUAAAAUUAUUUUUUAUUUUACAAUUGUUGGGUGUCUCAGUUUAAAUAGUUACCAUCUCCUUCUGUAUCAGUUUAAACAUGAUAAAUAUAUACUUUAUUUGGUACACCUCUCUAGUACUCUAAAGG
Molecule: messenger RNA, 1274 nt
Organism: Conger conger (European conger)
Lineage: Eukaryota; Metazoa; Chordata; Actinopteri; Anguilliformes; Congridae
Product: tumor necrosis factor ligand superfamily member 15-like
Exons: 4
Coding region: 32-736 (234 amino acids)
Biological process (GO): immune response
Cellular component (GO): membrane
Molecular function (GO): tumor necrosis factor receptor binding
Source: RefSeq, a predicted model, not a curated record